AUGAUCAUCGGAUCCGAGAACGUGGGUGAGACUGAAAAAGCCAACGACUGUCGCAAUGAUACGAGUGGGUUUCGGUUGAUCGCAAAGCUGCCAAACAGGAACCGCUUGAUUCCGGGUGUCCCACCUCUUGUGACGGCGGCUCCAAGCCACACUUAUACACAGAACCGGUUUUUCAGCGACAGUGUGUCCCUCAAAGCUCUUGAUAGCCAGGCCUCGCAGGAAGCAUCGAGUAGAGUAUCGGCGAAGCCGAAUGGUGUGGGACACCGCGCGCACCGCAGCAGACCACGCUCGAAGCUGCCCCAAGACAGCUCGGCCGCGGCACUGUAUACUAGCCAGACAAGCAAGCCAAUUGUCCUUCUCACCUGCCAACAUGCCAUCCGAACCUACCACCUUGUCCGGCUUCCCCGCCAAACUCACGGUCACGGUCACCCUCAACGCCAAACAUCCUCCUCCUGCUGCACAGCAUUGGCAACACAGCCGCCGGCUUUUCCGCCUUCGCCCCGGUCAUGGACCUGCCCGAAACCACCGUUUCCCGUCCCGCUCCCCUUCGACCUGGGCAGCUUCGACGAGGGUGACAACGUCGCCUUCAACAGCACCACCGGCACGCUCGACAUGAAUGCCGGCCUGACGCGCAGCACCGUCUCGCCAACCUCAUGCGCGGAGAAUGCCGGUUACUGGUUGGGGCGGGAUUCGAGUAUCGGGGCGGUACGGCGGACGAAGGAGGUGAUUGAGUUUGUAGAGGCCAGUCGGUAUGCGUGUCGUGGGGAUUGGGAUGCCGUCGAGUCGGGGCGAUUCUGCCGGUGGUACACAUCUGGCUCGAUGGCUGCGCAGUCGGCAGGGAGUGCCGGAAGGGAGUGGUGA
This is a messenger RNA of Penicillium mononematosum, 861 nucleotides long. RefSeq lists its product as uncharacterized. Lineage: Eukaryota; Fungi; Ascomycota; Eurotiomycetes; Eurotiales; Aspergillaceae. The record is from RefSeq and is a predicted model, not a curated record. The transcript is spliced from 4 exons. The coding region runs from base 1 to 861 and encodes 286 amino acids.